GAAGAAGGGAAGGAUGGGGGCUUUCCUGUAGACACCUCCGCCGUGUUUUUCUUUAGUUUCUCAGCCAUCAGAGAUCCGUUUAUUUGUUACCGUUAAUGCCUCCAUCGGGUGUAUUCAAGUGGAGUGUCUCCACAUGAUAACACAUGCCAUGCUCGUCUUGGUUGAGCGUCUCUGCAGAGCAACGUAGUAAAAUCUCUCCCUACUCCACGCCCUAUCAUUAUUAUCAAUAGAUUCCCAGCACCAUGUCCCCCCCAGCAUCGGCUGCGACAGAGUGUGAAAGUAGCACCACCGUUUUGCAGGAGGACACCAGAGAGGAGCAAAAACCCCUGAAGCAGUCUCUGAGCAAGUCACUAUGCCGGGAGAGUUUUUGGAAAUGCCUUCUUCUGUCCAUACUCAUGUAUGGCUGCAUAGGGGCCAUGGUUUGGUGUCAUGUCACCAAGGUGACCCGCCUCACCUUUGACAGUGCCUUCAAAGGGAAAUCCAUGAUGUACCAUGACAGUCCCUGCUCUGAUGGCUACAUCUACAUCCCACUGGCCCUACUGGGAAUGCUCUACUUGGUCUAUCUUGUGGAGUGCUGGCACUAUCAUGUCAAGAACGAGCUGCAGCACAAAGUGGACGUGGAGGGCAUCUACGAGCGCAUCCAACGGAUGCUGCAAGCCAAGCCCUGCAUCUGGUGGAAGGCCAUCAGCUAUCACUAUGUUCGCAGAACCCGGCAAGUCACGCGCUAUCGCAAUGGAGACGCCUACACUAGUACCCAGGUUUACCACGAACGUGUCAACACACAUGUGGCAGAAGCAGAAUUUGACUACAGUCACUGUAACGUCAAAGAUGUUUCAAAACAGCUGCUGGGCUUGGAGAAGUCAGCUCUCACUAAGAUGCGCUUCACCAAGUGCUUCAGUUUCGCGAACGUAGAGUCUGAGAAUUCUUACCUUACGCAGCGAGCAAGGUUUUUCACCGACAAUGAGGGCCUUGAUGACUACAUGGAAGCCAGGGAGGGCAUGCACCUGAAGAACAUUGACCUGAAGGAGUACGUUAUGGUUCUGUCCGACCCAGACCACCAUCCCUGGUAUCUGUCCCACUACGUCUUCUGGUUCGCCUCAUUCUUCACUUUCUCCUGGCCUCUCAGGGUCUUCACAGAGUAUCACACUGCAUACGUCCACUACCGCGUUGAGAAGCUCUUUGGGCACGAUUACAUCCCUGUGACGCCAUGUGAUGAUCAGCCAUAUUGGCAGCGUAUCCCUCGUGUUAAUACCAUUGACAGUACGGAACUGGAAUGGCACAUUAGGUCCAACCAGCAACUGGUGCCCAGUUACUCGGAGGCUGGCCUGAUGGACCUGGCCCAAUGCCCGUCCAGCUUCAGCGGGCUCCGUCAGAAUUGUGAGCGCUGCCACCGAGCCAUCAGCUGCUCCUCAGUGUUCUCCAGGAGUGCGCUCAGCAUCUGCACCGGUGCCAGCUCCCGCAUCCCCUUCAGCGGCAGCCGCUUCUCCUUGGCGCGGCGCUACGGGUCCCAGCGCAGCUGCUUCUGGAGGAGCGGGAGCUUGGACGAUCAGGAGAGCCCCAGCGAAAACACCCGCUGUCUCUCAGUGCGCCCCGCCACAGAUGAGGAGGAACCCCCAGAAUAUGAGGACGCACUUUGCUACCCAGUGCUCAUCGUCCACUGUAGCGAGAAUUGCCACAACCACAGGUCCUUGCACAGAAAUGGUUCCUGUGUGGAGACUUCCUUAUGACAACUGACAUAAGAGUAGCAUUUCUGUAGCAGACAAACACUUUGGACAUCAGAAACAGACUAUGUGAACACGUCUUAAUGUGGGGUACACCGAUUAAUGCUGGAGCGGCACACUACCUGAAACAAAUUCCUGAAUCCCGAUUGUGAGAAUCACCAAAGCAAUCACAGUGAUUAGUGAGGGGGAACAAAGCGAUGGUGGUAUGUAAACCUACUACAAUGCACACACAUGGAAGAAAUAAAUCUGCCUGGCUU
Molecule: messenger RNA, 1978 nt
Organism: Notothenia coriiceps (black rockcod)
Lineage: Eukaryota; Metazoa; Chordata; Actinopteri; Perciformes; Nototheniidae
Gene: tmem151bb
Product: transmembrane protein 151Bb
Exons: 2
Coding region: 243-1727 (494 amino acids)
Source: RefSeq, a predicted model, not a curated record